This is a messenger RNA of Hermetia illucens (black soldier fly), 2260 nucleotides long. RefSeq lists its product as uncharacterized. Gene Ontology annotation, biological process: monocarboxylic acid transport; transmembrane transport. The record is from RefSeq and is a predicted model, not a curated record. Gene Ontology annotation, molecular function: monocarboxylic acid transmembrane transporter activity. Bases 4 to 2082 code for a protein of 692 amino acids. The transcript is spliced from 10 exons. NCBI's taxonomy places the organism in Eukaryota, Metazoa, Arthropoda, Insecta, Diptera, Stratiomyidae.
AACAUGUCUGAUGACCCCGACGACGAGACACCUGGAAAACCUUCAACUGCCGAUGAUACACAAGUGCAGAUUAAGGGGGACGAUGACCAAGUCCGGAUCAAGGAAGAGGAGACGGAAGAAGAGCCCGAAGUGGAUAAAAGUGUACGUGAGGAAGAGUCAAAGGAUAUUUACGACUUUUUCAAGAGUCACAGGUGGCUCUACCAAUUAGGUAGCGACGAUGAUUUUUCAAUAAUCCGCCGGUCCGAAAAACAACCGGAGACGAUUUAUGUGUACAUGACUAUUCCGCCUGAUGGGGGUUGGGGCUGGGUGAUUGUUGUGGUGUCUUUCAUUUGCAAUGCUACUAUUGAUGGAAUAUGUUUGACAUAUGGCAGGCUAAUUCCUGAUCUGACUAAGGAUAUGAAUAUAGAUGUCAGCAAAGCGAUAACGAUAAGCUCGCUAAUGAAUGGUAUGUAUUUCCUAGUGGGCCCUGUCGUAAGUGCAAUUGCAAAUAAAGUAGGUUUUCGACCCGUUGCGAUGGUUGGAGGCGUUAUAUGUGCUGUUUCUGUGUUUGGUGGGUCUUAUUGCAGGACCUGGUUGGGACUUACAGUAUGCUACGGGUUCAUUGCCGGUUGGGGUUUUGGUAUGGUUAUGGCUCCUGCAACUAUUAUUGUCGGCUAUUAUUUUGAGAAAUAUAGAGCGCUUGUAACUGGAAUUGCAAUUUGCGGAUCUGGAGUUGGUACAUUGAUAUUUUCACCGAUUUAUGGCGACUUUGUGGAUCGUUAUGGGUGGAGAAAUACUCUCAGGCUUCAAGCUGCUUUCUGCCUGCUUGUUGCUAUCCUGGCUUUUUUAUUUCGGCCUUUGCUACCGGUCCGUGUUGCACAAAUCAAAGAACCAGAGCCAGGAACACCAUCAGAUGUAGAAAGUGAACAAUCCGUCGAGUUGGAUUUUGCGAGUUAUUCAAAGUUCUUUCCAACGAUACACCCUAGCUCGCACCAAGAUAAUGCAUCUAUAAGGACGAAUGCUACGCCUGUUAUCGAACCAAAUGCGCCAAUCGUUCAACAUUUAAAAAGAUAUGAUCCGCAUAGCAGACGACGCCUCGAGAAUUUUUGUCUUGCAUGUUGGUGGAAAAUUUUUUGUCGAAAAAGGCUUAAAAUUCAAAAGCCUAUUAUGGAGAUCAGCCGCCGGGAUUUGAACUUAGUCAUUGAAUCAAGACCGCUGUUCCGCAGGGAUAUUUUUUAUCCAGGAAGCCUCGGUAAUUUACCAGAAUUCCAACAAAAUCAGGAUUUGACACUAUCAAUAAUGCGUCCACUUCCGCAACAGGAAGAUCAGACUGCUCGUAUUACUUACAACGUUUCAAUGAUGCAUCCCAAUACAUUGAAAAGGCCUAAAAAGAGGCCUCUCCACAUUCCGCCAGUUAUCCUGCAAGGACUUACACUGUUGUUCGAUGUCCGACUGUUUGCAUUUGGAACAUUUCAGCUGUUGGUUCUUUCAUGUUUUUUCUUCGUGGUUGGUGCAAACAUUCCUUAUAUGUUCGUUACAAGUCGUGGGGACGAAAAUGGAAUAGAUUCAAAGUUGACGAAUUGGUUCAUUUCACUGAUUGGCGUGUCCAAUACGAUUUUUCGGCUAGUAGCGGGCCUUGUCUCAUUUUUGCCCAAGUUUGAUUCAUCAUAUUUGAGUGCAAUAGUUUUACUAAUUUCUGGAUUUCUCACAUUUGUCAGUGGAUUUGUUGGACAAGCAAAUGUUACGUUUCAGCUUAUUUACUGUGUAAUAUUUGGAAGUGGAUCAGCCUUCUUCAACACACUCAAACAAGUGAUUUUCGUACGAUGCCUUGGUCUGGACAACCUAACAAAUGCUUUUGGGAUAAGUUCGUUGAUUAUGGGGAUCGCAACGUUGAUCGGGAUGCCCAUUGGCGGUAUCCUGAGAGAUGCAACGGGAAAUGCCGACGCCACCUUCAUGUAUGGUGGCCUUUCAAUUAUUCUAUCUGGUGUCUUACAGGCUCUCGUUCCAUUAUGUCUGAAGCAUCAACAAGCAAAACAUGCCCGCAAACAGAGGGAAGCAAAAAAAUUGGCAGCAGAAAAGAGAAAGAAGGAGCACGUGAAAUGACAUUUUAUUGUUGUGCAGUUGGAUUGCAUAAAUUUCAUUGCAACAGUGUAUGUUUAUUUUAUUUGAUUAGACUUUAUUUUAUUGAACGAAAGAUCGACUGUAACAUUUUAAGUGGAAGCUAUGUUUUUUUUUCUUGAAAUUGCUGAGAAAAUCGAAUUAUAAUCAAUGCUUAACUGGA